AUGUAUGACCUGCAGCCAGAAAUACAGGUGUCUGCACAGACAGACCUUGUUUUGCCGCCUGUCUCUGGAAGCACAGAAGUUCGUGUCUCUCUUUGUACAAGCGGGGUGGCGCAGAGCUCCCGCAGCGGGGGUCGCCCCUCGCCGGCCUCGGCGGGGGCCCGGCCCGGCGCUCGCCGCCUGCCCCCCCCCGGAAAGGGCUUGUCCCAGUCAGCCUUGCCCUACAGACGCAGCGUGCCGACGUGGCUGAAACUUACUUCUGAUGAUGUAAAGGAACAGAUCUACAAGCUGGCUAAAAAAGGCCUGACUCCCUCACAAAUUGGUGUGAUCCUGAGGGAUUCCCAUGGUGUUGCCCAGGUUCGCUUUGUUACUGGCAACAAAAUUUUGAGAAUCCUUAAAUCAAAGGGACUGGCCCCAGACCUUCCAGAGGAUCUUUAUCACUUGAUUAAGAAAGCUGUUGCUGUUCGCAAACAUCUUGAGAGAAACAGAAAGGAUAAAGAUGCCAAGUUCCGCCUGAUUCUGAUUGAAAGCAGAAUCCACAGGUUGGCUCGCUACUACAAAACUAAGAGAGUGCUGCCGCCUAAUUGGAAGUAUGAAUCAUCGACAGCUUCUGCCCUGGUCGCAUAAGAGCUGGCUAUGACUUACUGAAAGAAUAAAUUUUCAUUAACUAA
This is a messenger RNA of Nipponia nippon (crested ibis), 668 nucleotides long. Lineage: Eukaryota; Metazoa; Chordata; Aves; Pelecaniformes; Threskiornithidae. The record is from RefSeq and is a predicted model, not a curated record.